Molecule: messenger RNA, 5508 nt
Organism: Tetrahymena thermophila SB210
Lineage: Eukaryota; Ciliophora; Oligohymenophorea; Hymenostomatida; Tetrahymenidae
Exons: 13
Molecular function (GO): DNA binding
Source: RefSeq, a predicted model, not a curated record
AUGGAUUACUCGUCGAGUGUUAAAGCGGAAUAAGCAACUUUUUUAUUUGAUUAGCUUUCAAACAUGUAUAUUGUAGUUGAUCCUAUUGAUAAACUAAAUAGACGAAAAAAAUUCAAUGAAGAUUUUAGAUUUGUAAUAAAGAAAGAUGAGCUGAAUACAUACAAAAACAUAGACUUAUUUGCUAUUUAUGAUGCAGUAAUGAGGAGGGGUGGAUAUGAGAAGGUGAAUACAGAAUGGAGAUGGAAUGAAAUAUUACGCUCAUUAGAUUAUUAUUAAUUCACACAAGGCGAACUUGUGACAAUAUAUGAUAAAUAGUUAUUAGAACUUGAGAAAAAAUCUCAUAUAACAAAAAAAGGGUACUACUUUUCUUAGAAGAGAAUUGAAGUUUUUGCUCUGUCUAAUGCGCACUUGAGUGGUUACUUUUAAAGGAAAAUAUCAAAAAAUUUAUAUCCUUAAGAAUAUGAAUUUUUUAAAUCUUAGAGUUUUGAACACUUAGAUAUAUUUCUUUGUAUAAGAAGUAUUGUUUUAUGUCACUCUUUAAAGGGAUAAUAGAUAUAUAAAAUUAGCUCUUACAACAUUGAUGAUAGCUAUAGAGAUCUUCUUUACAAAACAUUUUAAUUUUAUUUAUCGUGCGGAUCUCUUUCUCUGAAAACAAUCAAACCUUCCUCUUAAUUAGAUAAAGACUUAAAAUUACCAUAACUUAAUAAACUUGGAUUAGAUAAUUUAAGUAAAAUAUAGGUAGCUGUGAUUGGAUUUACUAUCCCUAAUCUAAUGCUCUGCUUAGAGCUUUUAAGAUUCGGGUUUAGUGUAACUUUAUCUUAUUACCCUAAAUAGAAUAAGAGCGAUUUUGAGUCUUUAAUAGACUUUUGCCCUAUAAAACUGAGCUAGUUUGAAGGAGAUAAAAUUUACAAUAAUAUAAUUGAAAAUAAAUUAUCAUACCACACAUUAAAAUCUCCACAGUAUAUAAACUAUCAAAGUGGAGGGAAAGUUUGGGAAAGCAUGAUAAAUUAAGCAAUUAAUUCAUUCAAUCAAUUUUUAAAAAAUUUGAUUCAAGAAGGUAAUGUUAAUGGCUAAAAAACUAUGUAAAAAUAUAUUGAGGAUUGCUAGCUAUAAUUUAGUUAAUUUGAUGAAAAUGAAAAUUUAAUCAUACAAAGUUUAUUACUAAGGCUUUUAAAUUUUGAUUUGCCUAAGAAUGGGAAAACUUCAUUAAAGGAAUAUUAAAGUUAUUUAAGUCAAAAAUUAAGAGAAAUUAGUGAUUUUAUAAUAGAACCUUGCAAUUGCUUUUUAAAAUUAGGUACAUAAGAUACCCUAUUGGAUUAAAUGAGGGAUUAUAACAACUUUACUUUCAUAAGUUAAAAUGCAUAAUAGUUAGAAUUUAAAUAUAAUGUUGAUGACUUGAUAGAUAAAAAAGCAAGUAAUCAGCCAUAAAGAAUUAAAAUUAAAUAUGAUAAUGGUUAAGUAAAAGAAUUUGAUCAUGUAGUUAUGCAUCCAAAUAAUCAAGAAUUAAAUAAUGGAGAGUUGGGGAUUUAAAUGGAUAGUCUAAAUGCUUAAUAUAUAUAAAAAAAGUUAAAGGUCCUUGAAAAACAUGACCUUCCAAAACUGGUUCUUGAGUUUAAAACAAAAUUUUGGAAAGAAUAAUAUUUUUGCACAUUUUCUAAAAAGUAUGGAUCUCUAAUUUUUGUGGAUAUUUCAAACUUAAAAAAAACUAACUCAUAGCUUAUAUUAGUUUUGAUAUAAAAUUUACCUGAAAAUUACAAAACAGAUUAAAGUUUGAUAAGUGAAAUUUUACAAAUUUUUGUUCAACUUGCAAGUUAAAAAAAUAAAGUUUAGUAUGAAAAAGAAAGGUGGGUUAUAUCUUCUUAGUUCACAAUUAAUAACUAAAUACUACAGCAGUAAGUGGAAAAAGGAUUUUAGGAAUAGAAUUAAAAUAGUCUAAAUGAUAAAUUCAAUAAUUCUUAUACAAAUAAAAAUAAUACGAAUGACUAUUAGUAGGAUAAAACUCACAAGAUAAACAAGAAUUAUAUAAAUAAAUAGAAUAAAUAAAGUAUAUUUGAUUUAAAAUUAUUUGAUGGCUUGUUCAUCAAUUAGUGUAUUUUUUAAAGUGAAAUAUCUAAUAAGAUGGAUUAGUACUACUGCAACAUUUAUAAUAUUAUAAAUAAUAUUCUAUCUUAAAUUGAUUAUGAAUAAGAAACUAAUAACUAAGAUAUAGUUUAAUAAAAUAUUAAAACUAAUUAGAAUUUCAAUAAAAAAUAAUCAGCAAUGAUAGAUAAUCUAAAUGCUAAAAGAAAACGAUUCGAUGAAUAAGAUGAUAGCGACAGUGACCAUAUUCCAAUCAAAAAAAAAUAAAUGUAACAAACACAACUACAUGCUACUUCCUCAGAGAUUUAAGAAUAGUAAAAAACAAAUUAAUAAUCGCUGCUAUAGAAGAAAGAAGAAAAAAUUGAAUAACCUGUAGAUUAAACAACAAUUUAAGCCGAAGAAGACAUAAGCAUGUAGUUGCAAGAGUGUAUUCAACAAUAGUUUAGUAAAGAAAUAAAGAAAGUAGAAAGCAGUGAGAUUGAGAUUAAAUAAAAUUCAACUCAUUCUAUAAAAAUUGAAAACUAUGAAGAAUAAAAAAAUAUUAUAACCAAUUAAGCAAACCUAUUAAAUAAACCUAAUAUUUUACUGUAAUAAUCGUCAUAAUUAUUAUUAUUGUAAAAAAAUAUUUUAGAACCAUAAAUUUAAGAUUAAACUUAAUAAAAUAUUUUCUUACAAUAGUAAAUACCAUAAUAAUUAGAUAUUUCGAACACCUUAUAAGAUUAGCAAUAAUAAGUUUAAUUAAAUUAGAUUCUCUAGCAAUAAUAUUAAUAAUAAAAAAUUCAAUUUUAAAAGUAAGAAAUAUUGUCAACCUAAAACUUGUUGUCAUAAUCAUAACCAUAAAAUAUACCUCAAAAGUAUUAUUCAUACCAAUAAAUACCAGACUUUCAAACUAAAUAAUUUUAAUAAUAAUAAUAAUAAUAAUAAUUGUAAUACAAUCUACCAAAUUAAGAUUUCCAAAAUCAGGCAUAUUUAUAAAUUAAAUAAGAAAAUGGAGUUGAAAAAAUAAAUAAUCCAAUUUUAAAUCUGAACUCAAGCCAAAUUAUAAAUGAAAAUGUCAAUCUGAAGCUGUAAAACUAAAAUAUUUUUUUAAAAUUAAUUUAAGAGUAAGCAGUAAAGCAAGAUUUAGAUUAUUAAUAAAAUUAGCAGGUACCUAUUUAAAUUAAUACUUAAUAAUCUACAAAUGAAGAUGAACAAAAAUAAAUAAAUCCAUAAAUGUUAAAAUAAGAUGAUCAGUUAAUUGAAUAAAAAGAAUAAAAUAUUGAUAUAUAAGAAUUUAAUAUGAAUAAUGACUAGCAACAAUAGAAAUCAGAAACAACAGAAGAAGGCAUAGAAAAAGAGGAUGAUGAUAAUAAUAAUGAUGAUGAGGAAGAAGAUGAAAUUACAGAUGAAAGUGAUGAGAAUUCUGAAGAUUAAGAAAAUGAUGAAGACUAUAAUGACGAUUUUGAUGAAGAAAAUGAAGAAAUAGAUGAAGAAUCAAACCAGGAAGAUGAAGAAAAUAGUUAGAUAAAUGACUUUUAAAAAUAAAAUGGAAGCACAUCUUUAAUUAAAAAGCCUAAGGGUAAAAGAGGAAGACCUAAAACUAAAAUUGCUAAUGUAUAAGCUACAAAAAAAGUAAAAGAUAAAGGUGUUGAUAAAGAGGAAUACAAACCUAUUGAGUAAUUAUAAAAAUAUUAUCCUUUUAGGUAAUGGAAAGCUAAAUAAAUGCAAAAUUAGAGUUAAAAAAAUGGAUCGAAUGAUCACUUUUAGCAAAUGGUUUAAAAUUUUAGCCUUUAAAAUGAAGUUGUAAUCAAUUUCAAUAAGUUUAUGGAUUAGAUGAUGAAUUAACAAAAGUAAUACUUCCAUUAAUGCAUGGACCUUUUUGAAUUAAGACAACCUUUAAAAGUAGGCGAAGAUAAAUAUAUAUGGAAAUUUGGUUCUCCCUAUAUAAAUACUUCAAAUAAACAGCUAUGCUUCAAUAAUGGAUUUAUGUCUGUUUACAGAGAUUUUUCUAUAAAUCACACUAAUAAAAGUACUUAUUACCUAUUUACUUCAAUGUAUAUUAAUGAGCACUAAAGAGAAUACUAUUCAAUAAUAUCUGGUGAUAAUCUUAAAGUUAUUUUAGUUCAUAAAGAUUUAAAUUUGCUCUUCAACAAGUUUUAAAAAAAAAUGAAUAAAGCGGAAAGAUAUAGAAAUGCUUUUUGUUAUUAUGAUUUUGUCAAUCCAAAUUAAGUAUUUCAGAAUUUAUCUCAUAAACUAAUAUAUACAUCUAUACUUGAGAGUUUAAGUGAAAGGUAAGAUAAACUGGAAAUAGAAAAGAGAUUACAAAUAGAAUGCAAUGAAAUAGCCUUUUUUUAAUCAAUUGAAGAAUAUUUUAAAAACUAAAAGAAAUAAUAUAAUGUACCUGAAGGUCUGACAUUAGGAGAUCUUUUCUUUGGGUAUUAUGAUCCAAAAAUACAACUUUUGAUGAAAUUAUCUAAAACAUAACCUAAUUUAAAAAGAGAUAGUUCAUCUAAAGAAAUAAAAUUCCUAUUUUAAAAGAAUAUAAUCCCUAGAAAAAAUGAUCUCCAAUAAGAAAAAAUAUCAACUGAAUAUAUUAUGCUAAAUUAAAUACCUAUACCUCAAUAAUAUUAAGCUUAAAGAAAGUUUAUUGAUUAUGAUAAUGGUUAAUUUGAGGUGUAUUAUGGCCUUGAAAUAAAAUGUUUAAAGAAGGCUGGAUUAAUUAGGAAAAAUCAAGUUAGAUAGCAAAAUACAAAAUUUUUAUUGAUAAAAUUUGAUGAUUAGUAAAUGGUUAAAAAAGAUAAAAAAAUAGAUGAGUUUGAUAGUCCUUAAUCUUGUUUUAUUACAAUUUUACAAAACCUUUUAAAUAAUGUUAAAAACACCUCAUUUUUAAUUGAAUAUAUGUACUAAUUUAUAAAUAGCGAAAUGAGGGCUUUAAAAAAACUACCAAAAUUUAUAAGAUUUUUCAACAAACUUUAUAAUUAUGAAAUACCAGAAAUAUAAAUUUAGUAUUAAGAUCUUGUUAAAUAUUUAACUCAAAUAUCAAUUUAAAAACUAAAUUCAAGCUCAUAAUAAAGAAGUAAUAAAAGUAUGUCUCUCAAUCAAGUAGAGGAAUAUAUUCUUGGUGAACUAAACCAAAUUGAAUCUUUUCAAUAUAUCUAAAAUAACUCUAUAGAACAGUAAAAUCUUAGAGAAGUUAUUUCUUAAUACAUACUAUUUCAUGCAUAUGUUUCUCAGCUUAAUAUUUCCAUAGAAGAAUAAAAAGAAUUCUUUGAAGAAUAUUGUAAAAACCCAAAGAAAUUUAAUGUUAUAUAAUCAUCUCAAAAUGAAGAAGAACUAUUUUUAAUUACUAGUGAAUAACCAUACGAUUAUUAGAGUUUAGAAGAUGAAUUUUAAGAAAAAUAUUAAGAAUAACUUAUGGCAAAACAAAAAUUAUUUGGUGAACAAGAUUGA